Molecule: messenger RNA, 1566 nt
Organism: Colletotrichum phormii
Lineage: Eukaryota; Fungi; Ascomycota; Sordariomycetes; Glomerellales; Glomerellaceae
Product: family 71 glycosyltransferase
Exons: 1
Coding region: 1-1566 (521 amino acids)
Biological process (GO): mannan biosynthetic process
Cellular component (GO): Golgi apparatus
Molecular function (GO): alpha-1,2-mannosyltransferase activity
Source: RefSeq, a predicted model, not a curated record
AUGGCCGGCAUCAAGAGAACACGCAUCAUUUCUGCGCUGGUCAUCACUGUCAUUCUGAUUCUACUGUUCAAGAAGGGCGACGCGAACCCCCAAACAUCACAAUGGACACCCAAUUCACCACCAGAGCAGCCACUGGGCAGCUCGCCCAUCAAUCUCGACAUCCCUCCAGAUCACAUCGAGGUACCCAUCAUCGACAACAAUCUCGAGUUCCAGCCGCCACCAAUCCAAUCGCACGUCCUCCCCGACGCACAUAACCUCGCGACAGCCGACGACUUCAUCCCCCACUUUGCUGCCUUGACCAGUAUCAAGGGCAUCUCCCAGCGGGAAGCCCGCGCAUCAUGUACCUGGCCAGCGGGCAUGUAUGUCGAUUUUCAAUUCUCCGACUCUCUGCCGUGGGUUAUUGAAGAACGGCCGGUGCUUGAAAUUGAGCUGCGCAGACGCGAGUGGCAUGAUUUCGUCAAAAGCGGCAUGAUCCCAUACGCACGCGUCAAGGAUCGUUUCUCCGGGCGAGGGCUGGUCAUAGUCGCGGGCAACGCCGACACGGUGAUGCGCGUCAAAGUGAUAUUGCGUCAGCUGAAGAGGCUUGGGUCGACAAUCGCCAUUGAGAUUCACUACUGGGACACCGAGAUGAACAUGGGCGCUAUGGCAGAUCUCAAUGCCCUCUAUGAGCCGAUAUACUACAAUGACUUAUCCAAGGAUCAUAAUAUCGUGCAUAUCAAGAAGGAUGGGAUCUUUGGGAUCAACUAUCAGCUGAAGACUGCCGCACUGCUCAACUCGCGUUGGGCUGAGCCUCUGCUGCUGGACUCUGACAACAUUCCCAUGAUCGACCCAUCGAUUCUCUACGACUCGAUUCAGUACAGAGAAUACCACUCCGUAUUCUGGCCCGAUAUCGCUCGCACGCGUCCUCAGAACCCCGCCUGGGCCAUCUUCGACACGCCAUGCCGAAUGGCCGAGCACGAGCAGGAAAGCGGACAACUUCUGGUAGAUAAACAGCGUUUCUGGUACCAUCUUCAGCUUGCCUCUUGGCUCAACAACGAGCAGGGGAAAUAUUACAACGAGAUCCUGCUGGGCGACAAGGACAUGUUCCGCUUCGCGUGGCACGCUCUGCGGACAAUGUUUGGAAAGCCCAAGAAAUGGGUCACGAGUGUCGGAACGGAGAAUGAUGGCUUCUACUGCGGGCAUUCGUUCGCACAGCACCACCCAGACGAUGGCCGCGUCGCCUUCCUCCAUGGAGGGCUUGUCAAGACUGCAUCUCUCGAAGUCAUGAGGUGGAAUCGGGACGUUAAGGGCGGAUAUCUGCGGCAUUACAAGAGGGCGCUGAGCGAAGAGAGUCCCGAGGUGAAUGUCAACGUCGCCAUCAAAUUCGAUGGCGCUACAUACAUGCCUCAGCAAUCUGAAAAGUUUGUAGCGGCUCAAUGCACCGACAUGUUUGAUGUACAGGCUAGAGACCUGAACGAGAUUCUACCUGGGGUCGAGCAGACGUUCGGCGAAAUCGGUGGGUACUGGCAGUUGGAUCAGGAAGAUGCGACAAAGAUGGGCCAAUUUGGAUCUUUACCUGCCAGCUGA